CGGUGUGUGGCGGCCAGUCAGAGUGAGCCUGGGCUGAGUGUGAGAUACAUAGAGAGCAGCCAUGGACCGGCUGGCACCGUACGGCAAUGAUCCCUUUGAUAAACCACCAUGCCGAGGCUGUUCUUCAUACCUCAUGGAGCCAUAUAUUAAAUGUGCUGAAUGUGGGCCACCAGAAUUCCUUCUUUGCUUGCAAUGCUUCUCAAGAGGAUUUGAAUAUAAGAAACAUCAAAGCAAUCACAGCUAUGAGAUUAUGACCUCAGAUUUUCCAGUCUUGGAUCCCAGCUGGACAGCUCAGGAGGAAAUGGCUCUUCUUGAAGCUGUAAUGGAUUGUGGAUUUGGAAACUGGCAAGAUGUUGCCAAUCAAAUGCGCACAAAAACAAAGGAUGACUGUGAAAAACACUACAUGAAACAUUUUAUCAACAACCCGCUCUUUGCAAGUACCUUACUCAGUCUGAAGCAAGCCGAGGAGGAGAAGCAUGUGAACACAGCCAUUUCGUUCCAACCUGCUGACGAUCCUCCAAGACCAACAUUUGAAUCCUUGCUUUCCAGGGACAUGGCAGGAUACAUGCCAGCUAGAGCGGACUUCAUAGAGGAAUUUGAUAACUAUGCAGAAUGGGACUUAAGGGAUAUUGACUUUGUUGAAGAUGAUUCAGAUAUAUUGCAUGCUUUGAAAAUUGCAGUUGUGGACAUCUAUCAUUCCAGGCUGAAAGAGCGGCAGAGAAGGAAAAGAAUUAUAAGAGAACAUGGUCUUAUAAAUCUCAGAAAAUUUCAAAUUUUGGAAAGAAGAUACCUUAAAGAUAUUCAAGAACUGUAUGACACAAUGAGACGAUUUGCCAGAGUUGUGGGACCAUUAGAACAUGAUAAAUUCAUUGAAAGUCACGCUUUGGAAUUUGAAUUGCGCAGGGAGAUCAAGAGGUUACAGGACUAUAGAAGUGCAGGGAUUAAAACUUUUUGUAGUGCAAAAGUAUAUGACAAAUUAAAAAAAACUCGCAACGAAGCACGCUUGAAGAGAACCCUGCUUUCUGAAGUCCUUCAGUAUAUUCACGAUGGCAACGCUUGCCAACAGUGGCUCAAGAGACAAGCAGCAAUUGACGCUGGUGUGUAUCAGAUUACACCCAUUGUAUCUAGUUCAGGCAGAAGAAGUGCUCCUCCUUUAGACCUAACCGGGCUUCCUGGUACUGAAAAGCUGAAUGAAAAAGAAAAGGAGCUUUGUCAAGUGGUGAGAUUGGUUCCUGGCGCUUAUCUGGAAUACAAAGCAGCACUAAUGAAUGAGUGCAGAAAGCAAGGAAGUUUACGACUGGCACAGGCUCGCACUCUUAUUAAGAUAGAUGUGAAUAAGACUCGCAAGAUUUAUGAUUUUCUUAUACGAGAAGGAUUUAUUAUGAAGCCUCAACAAUAACAGAACUACAACAAACAUAUGUGUAAUAAGAACAUCGUCAUUAAUAUUUUAUUGAUGUUUAGUAUUAUGUUUUUGUUUGUUUUUUUGUGUUCUUUUUAGAGGUCAUGUACCAUUGAAUGUAUUCAGUUAUUUUACUUAAACCAUCUGCACUUUGACAGUGUUAUUGUAUGAUCACCACAACCAUUAUAGCUAGGUGAAACUUUAUAGAAUAAAGUUCUACUCAGCAGAUUUCAACACACAUCUGCCAAUAUUCUUUUCUUUGAAAAUAGGAUUUUUCAAAUCUUUACCGACUAUAUUUUUCCUUCUAUGGUGCCCUAUCUUAAAGCUGUCCUUCAACCCAGGAAGAAAGUUUUAAUCACCACUACUAAAUUCACAUUCUGCCACAGGUCACAUACAGGAAGAUUAUCCGUAAGUUCAUAUAGUAUCCCAAUAUUGACAUGUUAUCUUAAACUCUACAUAGAAUGAAAAACUGAAAUAUAGAAUUGUUUUGUCAAAAAAAUUAUCUAAUUGAACAGACAAAAUUGCACAAACGAAGGGAAGGCUUUAUUGCUGCUGUAUAACAAACUGAAAACUAAGUUGUAAAAUUCAGUGUAAAGUGUUUUUUGUUUGGGUUUUUUGUUUCUUAUAUACAACUGUCAAUAUUAUUCAUACAUUUGUGUAUGAUUAAUGGUUUUGUUAGAUAACUGAAUAACUGUUUCUAAGUUCUUUAGAAAUGUAUAUUUCCACAUGUGUUCUGUUUUUGGGUUUCCACAUACUUUUGUAACUUGGAUACUU
This is a messenger RNA of Pelobates fuscus (common spadefoot toad), 2173 nucleotides long. It is a transcript of the gene TADA2A, whose product is annotated as transcriptional adaptor 2A. Bases 62 to 1399 code for a protein of 445 amino acids. Lineage: Eukaryota; Metazoa; Chordata; Amphibia; Anura; Pelobatidae. Gene Ontology annotation, cellular component: SAGA-type complex; nucleus. Gene Ontology annotation, biological process: chromatin remodeling; regulation of transcription by RNA polymerase II. Gene Ontology annotation, molecular function: chromatin binding; transcription coactivator activity; zinc ion binding. The transcript is spliced from 15 exons. The record is from RefSeq and is a predicted model, not a curated record.